AACUACCUUUUAACAACCGACACCCAACAGCAGUCGUUCCCCAGCUUCGCCCAAGUUCAUGUGUAUUUGUGAUGUCUAAUUUAUACCCAUUCACCGGCAUGAUGGAAGACUUCAGCAGCAGCCAGCAGCCCCCGGCCUCCCAGUCGGAGGGCCACAUCAAGCGGCCCAUGAACGCCUUCAUGGUCUGGUCCCGCAUCCAGCGGCGCAAGAUCGCCCUCGAGAACCCCAAGAUGCACAACUCGGAGAUCUCCAAGCGGCUGGGGGCCGAGUGGAAGCUGCUGUCGGAGGUGGACAAGCGGCCCUUCAUCGACGAGGCUAAGCGGCUCCGGGCCCUGCACAUGAAGCAGCACCCGGACUACAAGUACAGGCCGAGGCGGAAGCCCAAGGGCCCGCUGCCCACGGCGCUCAAGACGGGGGUGGGUUUCCCCAACUUGCAACUGCAGUAUUUCUCGCCCAUGGAGGCCCUGACCUCGCCGUAUCCCUACUUCAACCCGGCGUUUGACAUGUCGAGGAUGGAGAAGGCCCAGAACCACCACCAGCCCGCUGUGGUUUCCUCGCUGCAUUCCUCCCUGCACUCGUCGCUGUACUCGUCCCUGUAUCCCACCACGCCGAAGCCGUUCCAGCCCACCUCCAUGGGGAUGUUCCCCACCAUACCCACCUCGCCCAUGAUGUACUCGGCCUCCUCGAGCCCGGCGUCGAGUCCCGCGUCCGCAGAGCUGGACAUCCGCAGGCCGGUCCCAGUUAUGUAUUGAUUCGUUAUUUAUUGCUUGUGUAAAUUUGUAAAUAUUGUUAGGUGCUGUAGUUCACUCAACGGGUGGACUAUACUUCUUCAUUUAUAUGUUCUGUGAUUGUAAAUUGCGACUGAUUUUUGUAAAUAAUGUAACCGGGAUUUCGAGCUCUAAUUUAAAAUUAUUAUCGCUGUGGUCGUCAAUAUUACACAGAAGUGUAUCCUGUAUUUUCCAUCAAUAGUGCAAAUGCAGAUGUUUGUUAUUUUUAUUGUUUAUUUGUUUCACUGUAUGCCACUGUAUAUAUGAAUAAAAUAAAUAUAAGACA
Molecule: messenger RNA, 1053 nt
Organism: Tribolium castaneum (red flour beetle)
Lineage: Eukaryota; Metazoa; Arthropoda; Insecta; Coleoptera; Tenebrionidae
Product: dichaete
Exons: 1
Coding region: 72-752 (226 amino acids)
Biological process (GO): regulation of DNA-templated transcription; anatomical structure morphogenesis; cell differentiation
Molecular function (GO): DNA-binding transcription factor activity, RNA polymerase II-specific; RNA polymerase II cis-regulatory region sequence-specific DNA binding
Source: RefSeq, a predicted model, not a curated record